Molecule: messenger RNA, 504 nt
Organism: Prunus armeniaca (apricot)
Lineage: Eukaryota; Viridiplantae; Streptophyta; Magnoliopsida; Rosales; Rosaceae
Source: the annotation of a GenBank genome assembly
AUGGAGUCAAAACUGGUCAACCGGAUCUCCGGUCUAAAAGUCUCCAAUUCAGAUCCUUGUUUCCAUCAUGAUCACGAUGAUCAAACCCAGAAACCCACGUUGGAAAAUCCCGAACAGCCCUCGGAUCACGAUCAUGCCCUCCAUGAUCACCCACAACAAGAACAACCCAAGAACGGCGCGGAUCACAUUAACACUCCCGCAAAGCAAGAACGGCGAACGACGGAGUCGGUUGACGUAGACGACGAUGACGACGGGUUCAAAACGCCGACGUCGCUGGAGCACAGAAUCCCGCCGAUGACAAAAUGCCCGCCUGCGCCAAGAAAACCGCUGCGGAAGAGAAAGGUGGUGACGUCAUCGUCAACCAGUCGCAGAAGGAUCCAAUUCCAAUUCGAUCAUCUGGACACAAAAGAACUGGAGGCAUUCUUUGCGUCAAAUUUUCUUCUCCAGGAUUUGCGCGCCAAGAUCAAAAAGGCCAAACAAGCUCAUCGCGACGAAACCCGGUGA